AUGCCCAAUAGUGCAUCAUCUACAUCAACGUACACCACGUUAAUGCGGGUAACGACAGGGGGUCGCCCUUACUGUCAGGAUCUCAACGAUCUGUUCGCUGCACUUGUGAUCCAACAUGGGCUCAAAGAUCACCGUUAUCGAUUCCGUACCAUUAGCAAUAGCUUCGUGCUCAGUGAAGCGAUUCAAGUGCUUGGACACUUGCAGUUCACGCAUAUCUCGAAGACGCCUGAUCCCGCCGAUCCUUCACGGCUGAUAGCAACACGCACGACAACGACGUUUACUAUGUCUCCUCAUAUGGCACGCUCAUUGGGUCAAUACUUUGCAACAUCACGCCUACUUGAAAAUGCAGUUGAUCCAGCUAGCCGUGUCAUGAAGGAUAAAGUGAUAUGGAUCCUCACCCCCAAGGCCAAGUUUGUCAUCCAAGACUUUGCCAAGCGUGCUCAAGUAUCCAUCGCCCAUAUUCAACCAGCAUUGAUCAAGAUCGAGACCUUCAACGUGGCUGUGCUUGAAAGAUUACAUGACCAUGAUGAUAUGAUCGCUUUUGCACGACCCAACAUGACGAUAGCCUUCAAGACUAUGAUGGCUUAUCUUCCUAUGGAGUCAUUGAUGGCUGAUGAUGCUGGAGGAAUCGAGACUAAACACCUCGAGGAAUAUCAAUAUACGUUUUUCGGUUACCAGGCAUAUGAAUGGAUUUGCGAAUAUACAACGGCUGUUACCAAGGAAGAAGCUGAAGCAGUCGCUGCCGAAUACGUUUUAUAUGGAUGGAUCAGCCAAGUCCUUGACAAAUCGGAUCGAGACAACAGCGUCAAGGAUGACUCGGUCACUUUUCGAAUGGGAAGGAAUACAAUGUAUCAUGUCACUUCUCGUGGACGACAAGUUCUUGGUUGGGAUCGACCCAGCAGCUCUGUAUCCAGCACCUUAGAUCGACACGAAGUCAUUGUUCAACGACAACGUACACUUGCAUCACGUCUCAAGAGCAGCAGCAGCAACAGCAAUAUUGCUAUCAAUACGCAAUCUAAACCAGUGCCGAUCAAUAAGACAACUCCUUCUGUAUCUACACCAAGUCCAACAGCCACAACGUCGAGUACUCCUUCAUCCACCUCUGGUGAUUCCACCCUAGAUACAGAGGAUAGUGCUGAGGCUCUUAAUGGUUUCCAGGGCGUGGAAGGAUUGGAAUUCAAUAUGCCAAUGGAACAAGAUGGUGAUAAAAAGCAACAUCCUCCAGCUGCAGCGACCACACAACAACAACAACAUAACACUGAUAUUGAUGAAGUCACCGAACGCUUGCUUCAAUUAAGAGCGAAUGGCCAAGACAAAAACGACGCUCGCAAGGUUCGAAAGCAAUCAAUAUCACGACCAUCCAGCAUUGUUAUGGGUCAUGGCAACAACGGCAGCCACAACAACAACAAUGGCAUUGAUUUUAUUACAUCGGCACCGGUGGAGAGUGUACUUGAUCCACAUUCGCACUGGUACAAAUUGCGUCAAAUUCUUGAAGAUCCAUUACUACGCAUGUAUUUUCGUGAUUUCCUCAAGUCUCAGUAUUGUGAAGAGAACGUCAAUAUUUGGGUCGACUUUUACACAUUGCGCAAAAAGUGUAACAAGGGCGGUGUAUCCAGUAGGGAAUUACUACGAGAUGGCUACAGCAUUUACGACACGUACUUGGCACCGGAUGCUCCUUCAGAAGUCAACAUCAAUCAUGCGUUGAAGCAAGAAAUCAUUGCCUACAUUGCGAAUAACUUUACGGUCCAUCAUCCAGGCAGCAACACUGAAGGCCAUUAUCAUCCAUCGACAUUGACAGGGGGUGGUGUGCCUUUUGGUGCAAACGCUUUUCAGCCUGCAGGACAACAGAUGACAGUGAUUGUAAACGGCCACGCAACCCAAUGUUUACGCAGCUUACUCAAGUUAUACGAGCGAGUCAAUGAGCAUAUUUGUCGUACGAUGGCUCAAGAUGCUAUCCCAAGGUUUAUCAAAACCGAAAAGUAUCAUCAGCUUUCAGUGCAACCACGUUCGACAACUUCAGUGACGCGACGCAAUUCAACCCUCUCACGUUACGAUCGGGAUAAACUCGAUGAGGACGACUUGGAAGAAGAUUGA
Molecule: messenger RNA, 2094 nt
Organism: Lichtheimia ornata
Lineage: Eukaryota; Fungi; Mucoromycota; Mucoromycetes; Mucorales; Lichtheimiaceae
Exons: 4
Coding region: 1-2094 (697 amino acids)
Biological process (GO): intracellular signal transduction
Source: RefSeq, a predicted model, not a curated record